Messenger RNA from Conger conger (European conger), 597 nucleotides. Its product is annotated as transmembrane protein 215-like. The coding region runs from base 1 to 597 and encodes 198 amino acids. Lineage: Eukaryota; Metazoa; Chordata; Actinopteri; Anguilliformes; Congridae. The transcript has a single exon. The record is from RefSeq and is a predicted model, not a curated record.
AUGACGUUGAGGGCGGACGGCAUCAACCCACGCACGGGGAUGGUGGUGGCCAUCUGCAGCGUGUUCCUGGUGUUUGGUUUCAUGUUCACCGUCUCUGGCAUGAAAGGCGAGAAGCUGGGCCGGAUCCCGCUCCUCGCCCUGGGCCCGGCCAUCUGCCUGCCGGGCGUGGUCGCCAUCGUCGUGGCCAAUAAGACGCAGGGCUGCACCAAGUGGCCCUUCUGGCAGUGGCGCCGGCCCAGGAAGCAGCGGGGAGUGCCGGCGUCCGGGGAGGACACCAUGUCCACCACCACGGUGGGGGAGUCCAGCCGUCUCAUCCGUGAUGUGGAACAGGGCAAGCUGCUACGCUAUCUGCGGGACUUCUACCCUACAAGAGGCUUCAGAGCCACCCGAGAGAUCUCUGAUUACUGUGCACUGGAGCAGCUGGGUGCCCCAGGGGAGGGCAGGGACUAUGCUUCAGGCUCUGGCAGUGUGGGGCAUGUCACCCGGGACAGUGUUGUGGUGUUGUCCCCCCGAGACGGUGCACCCUCCACCUAUGCCUCCUACUGCUGUGGAGACGAUCCCACGGACUUCAGGAUGAGUCAUGAAACUAUGGUCUGA